AUGCGCGUAGCUGAUCGGAUGAAUGGAUACACUAAACACUGUUUUUAUUUUUAUUUUUUCCCCCUUUUUAUACUUUCCUCUUCCCAAUUUCUGUCCUCUGUAUCACUAACAUUGUUGAUGGUAUUUCUUCUGUUUCCGUUUCUCCAUUUCAUCUCCCUCUCACACAAACUCGUACAUACUUUAAAAAAAAAAAGAGAAGAAACUGUCCCUCAACAGGUUUCUUUGUGUUGCUCUACUUAUCGUCGAAAACUCUUCUUUCUUUUUUUCUUUUUCUUGUUUCUACUGAAAAGCAGACAUUUAUAUAGAGGGAGAGGAGCUGCGUAUUUGCAUUGCCUCCACCACCAAAAAGGGAAGGGUUGUAAGAAAAUUAUUUAUCAUCUCACAUAUACAAAAGCUGCUAUUGUAGUUUUUGAGAAGUUAUUUUUCCAAAAGAAGAAAAGCAAAAAAGGAAAUAGAUUAUCUGGAAAGCACGUAGAAGAGCAGGAAACAAAGCGGAGAGCACUAGGUUAG
Trypanosoma brucei brucei TREU927 is the source of this 510-nucleotide messenger RNA. RefSeq lists its product as hypothetical. The coding region runs from base 1 to 510 and encodes 169 amino acids. The transcript has a single exon. The record is from RefSeq and is a predicted model, not a curated record. NCBI's taxonomy places the organism in Eukaryota, Euglenozoa, Kinetoplastea, Trypanosomatida, Trypanosomatidae.